AUGGAGACAACAAAUGAAACAAAAGCUAAACAAUUAGUGAAAAAUGACCCGGAAAAAAUGGAGGCCAGCGAGAAGCAGGAGCCCGAGGCGGCCAAGGACGAGAAGGUCAAAAAAAAGUCCGAGUAUGAGGGCAGUGUCGUUAUCUGGCGCGGGGUCCUCGAGUGGACCGAGCCGAUAAGAAAGACCCUGAAUGGCAAGCCGGACCCCGAGAAGGAGCCUCAGAAGAGCAAGGAGAUCAUCUGCAAGCUCCUCGUCUGGGACCUGGAUGACGGAAUUAACGAGCUCAAGCGGAACCUCCCGGAGAAACUCACCAUGACGCUGAUGCGCAAGCAGUUCAUCAGGAACACUGACAAGAGCUUCUUCAGCAACUCUACCAGGACGCUUUUUGACAUGGAGGCCAGCGAUAAGCUCAACUCGCUCACCAAGUCUAUCUUCAAUAUUUUAGAAUUUGGCUGUAUAUUUUUUUCAUCAAAGCCCAACAGUCAACUACCACAACCGCAACUCACAACAAAAAACAAUAAAGUAUGCACCCUUCACUAUGCAGCAGAACGGCAGAUGUACAUAGGAUUUUUUCUAAAUGACACUACAAAUUUUCUGAACCGAAUGCACGAAAUAAUCCAGUACCAGAAAGGCAUCGAGACAUUUUUUAAACCAGGCAAAAUCACUGUUCCUAAUCCAGUAGUUUCUUCAUUCUACAAGGACUUCAUAGUGGAGGAGUACAAGGGUGAGCUGAUCCAGCAGUUGCAAAGCAUCCCCAGGAUAAAAGAGGAGCGUAAGGAGCGCGCAAAAAUGUGCCACGAGAACAGCCAAUCUAAGAAAGUCCGGGAACGCAAGAAGUUCCUCGAAAAACAGAAGAUUAGACAGCAGAAGCAGCUGGAACUGGAACAGGAACAAGAGGCUGAGAAGAAGCUGGAUGAGAUGAUGAAGUUCCAGAAUGAAAUCUUGGAACAGAUGCCCAGGAAAAUUGGAAAGAAGGUCAAAAUUGAAGGAACCAAAAUUGAGGAAGUCCAGCAAAUUUUUGGGCCGAAAGGCGAGAGGCUGGAGGAAGCCGUUCUGCAGAGUGAGAUGGACCAGUUGAAGGUUCUGGUAAGACAGCGGUUGAAUGAUAAGCAGAAAGUUGUAAAAGUUUUGCAGAAUGUUGGACUGAAGCACUUGGAGGAGAAGGUGGAGAAAAGUCUGAGAAAAAUUGCUGUACAGCAUCAAUUGAAGGUUGAGGAACACCAAAAUUCUACGGAACAGCGGAAGGAACAGCUAAGAGCGGAACAGAGUUCUGUGGAACAUUUGGAACGAUCUUUAAAGAAGGAAGUGUCUGCUGUGAAACAAUCGGAAUUUGUUAGGGAACUGCAGAACAAUCAAGUUCUGGAAGUGGAACAACAAAGUACUAGUAAACAGCUAGAUAUAGUGGAGAAACAAUGUUCUGAGGAACAAUUGGAACAACAAAGUUCCAUUGAAUUGAAACAACAAAAUACUGUUUUGGUAAAUGAGAUAACAUUUAUAGAACAAGUGGAACAACAAUGUUCCAUGGAACAGAUGGAACAACAAUGUUCCACAGAACAAGUGGAACAACAAUGUUCCACAGAACAAGUAGAACAACAUCGUUCCAUGGAACAUGUGGGACAACAAUGUUUUACAGAACAAGUGGAACAACAAUGUUCUGCAGAACAAGUGGAACAAAAAAGUUCCAUAGAACAUGUGGAACAACAAAGUUCCAUGGAACAAGUGGAACAAAGUUCCAUUGUUUUAGAAAAUGAGCAAAAAUUUGUAAAACAAGUGGAACAACAAAAUUCUACGGAACAAAAGGAACAACAAAGUUCUACAGAACACAAAAAAAUAACUGCUGUAUUGUUACAGCCCCAGAAUUUUAUAACCCAACAAAAAUUAGUGGAACAACAAAGUGACCCAGAACUCCAAAAGUUUGUCAAACAAAAUUCGAUGGAACUUCUAGAACUCGAAAACAAUUGUUCCGAGAACUUGAAACAAAGUUCCAGUGACGAGUCAAAAUCCAAAGACAAAACAAAGAAGCAAAAGACCGACAAGGUUGUGAUUCUUCAGGAACAUAAAAAGCAAAUGGAGCCUGAGAGGAAAAAAGAAGAUAAAAAGUCGAAGAAGCAGCAACAGCAGCAGAAACUCAAGGAACAGAAGAACUUGCUGAAGACAAUAAACCACCAGCACAAUCAUCUUCACCACCAUCAUCACGUGGCUUCGCUGAGUGGUUCUGGAAUUGUUGCAAAGAAGAUUGAAAAGACGAUUCCGUUGUUGGUCACUCAGAAGCACUCGAUUCUCUGGCAAGGACUCCUGGAGUGGCACGAGAAAAUCAAGUGCCCUCCUGGAGAGAACAACAAGCAGAUCAGGUUCAAUGUUCUCUGUCAGAUGCUCUCUCACACCAGCGCCACCAAUGCGGAACUCAAAAUGAAUUUAUGGCCGCCUAAACUGAUCAUGCAGCUGAUUCCCUUGCAGCUGAUCAAGAGCAUCGACAAGAACUACUUCCUUAAGACCAAACAUAUUUUUUGUAAUCUUAUUUCUUGCACUACUUUGGAUUCUCUUGUUAAUUCUAUGAAGACUGGAAAGAUUGGAUUGAUUCUCUUCAAGUCAGACCAACAAUCGACAACCAAAUGUGAUAUUAGAGUUUUUCUUCUGCUGUACAUCGAAGAGAAACGCGCAUUUUUUGGAUCUUUUCCCGAGGACCAGAUUACUUUUGCUAAUCAUCUUAGGAAGUUGAUUGAAUAUGAAAUGAGAAUUGAAGCUGUUAUUAAACAGCGACAUCAACGAGUAGAAAAUUCAAACAAGCAACAAACAGUUGUCAAUUUAACUGAGAAAUUAUCCCAACCUUCCGCUGCCAAUUCUCAUAAUAAUAAUAACAAUAAUAAUAAUAAUAAUAAUAAUAAUAAUAAUAAUAUAAGUAAUAAUAAUAACAAUUGUGCCAAUGGAAUUGUAAAUUCUCAAAAAACCGAAUUUGAUAAUUUAAAAAACGCGCGGCAGCAAAAUUUAAUAAGAAUUCAAUUGUUGAAAGAAUUAUUAGCAGAAGCUGAGCAGCAGGAAGUCCUCUAUAAGUCACAAAUAGAAAUAAAUGUACGUAUAAAUUUUUUAAAUUAA
Molecule: messenger RNA, 3093 nt
Organism: Cotesia congregata
Lineage: Eukaryota; Metazoa; Arthropoda; Insecta; Hymenoptera; Braconidae
Source: the annotation of a GenBank genome assembly